GAUACGUGACCACCACAGUAUAAACAUGGCAUAUAUAAAUAUGUGGAUAUUUUUUAACAUCCUGACUUCUCUGCAAUAUCUCACGAAAGCCUGUACUCCAUCAUGCAGUGAUUUGAUACAGAUAACAGCUUUCUCGGGAGGGUCUGUGCUGCUUCCCUGCUCCUGUACCGACCCACAGGACGAGCCCAAAAGCGUCUUCUGGGAAUCCAACAGCAAAAGAGCUUCUAAAGAUCGCAUUUACACUGAUAUAUCCAGUGUGUUUGAGCUGUACAGUGGCAGAAUUACACUGUUUAAUCAGACUUCACCUGGAAACGUCUCUCUACUUCGGUCAGACCUGACUAAAGAUGAUCAGGGAUUAUAUGUCUGUUUGUUAGAUAAAACAUCCAGAUUCUUUAACAUCAUCAUUGAAGAGAGAAGUUCUAAGCCGAGUCUCAACAGCGUGUUGAUCUCUGUGCUGUUUCUAGUGAUAGCAGCAGGAGGAACUGCUGUUAUUUACUGCAUUCACAGAGCUCACAGAAAAGCAAGAACAGAGACUGGAGAGAUAAAUGGGAAAAAUAACUUGGACGAUUCAACAUAUGGCACUCUGCAGAAAAAAUAUGAUGCUGAGGAAAUGUAUGGAACUAUCGGGAACAGAUCAAAGGAACAGUAGAAUGUCAGUGUUGUGAAAUGCACCUUACUAAACCCUGUUUGCAACUCAAUGUUAAAUGACAAAUUCAUUGUUAAAAAAACAUCUGUUAAAUAAAUACAUGUUGUAAGUAAAUCUUCAUUAAUGCUUCUGUUAUAUUGUACAUUUGUGCAUGUAUACAUUUAUACAAUUCCAGACAUUCACUGAUUAUUUCUGUUGACAGAAGUCAAAUGAAAAUUAUGUAUUAUGUUUGUUUUUACCUUCUCUUGGCUUCAUUUUGGGCGUUAUACAAUAUUAUAAUGUCCAAAAUGAAAAAGCAAAGCACAUUCUUUACGUUAUAUAGGUCAUUGAAAUAUUGAUCGUAUUUAUCUGCUUUAAUGUGCCCCUAUUAUGGAUUUUUGUUUUGUUGAAAUUACCUUUCAUGCAGUGUGUAACACAGCUCUUAAGUGAAUGAAAACAUCCUGCAAAGUUUUAAAUUGACUCUGAAUCAUUGAAAUGAGUCGUUUUUAAAAC
Onychostoma macrolepis is the source of this 1138-nucleotide messenger RNA. RefSeq lists its product as uncharacterized. The record is from RefSeq and is a predicted model, not a curated record. The coding region runs from base 26 to 649 and encodes 207 amino acids. The transcript is spliced from 5 exons. Lineage: Eukaryota; Metazoa; Chordata; Actinopteri; Cypriniformes; Cyprinidae.